Molecule: messenger RNA, 1730 nt
Organism: Parasteatoda tepidariorum (common house spider)
Lineage: Eukaryota; Metazoa; Arthropoda; Arachnida; Araneae; Theridiidae
Biological process (GO): immune response; toll-like receptor signaling pathway
Cellular component (GO): plasma membrane
Molecular function (GO): protein binding; transmembrane signaling receptor activity
Source: RefSeq, a predicted model, not a curated record
GGAAAUAAUUGGGUAUGUGAUUGUCGCCUUUUGUGGAUCAGCGAUUGGAUGAUGGAUAACACAGCAUUAAAUACAUCAAAUUUUGACUUUGCUUGUUCUUUGCCAAUCAGGUUCAAAUCAAAACAGCUGAGCCAAUUGACUAAAGAAGAUUUAUCUUGGCCAAAAGAAGACUGUCCAUCGUAUUGUGACUGUUCGUGCCAUGCUUUCAGAGACGAGGGAUACGCAAAUGUGAAUUGCGCAUCAAAAAGUUUGACUAGGAUACCAGCUAGAUUUCCAGAAUUAACAAUUGAACUAAACCUUCAAGAAAACUUGUUGUCUAAUCCAGUCGAGAUCAACCUUCCUUCAACGUCCAAGCUACGUAUCUUGAAUUUGGAGCGAAACUUUAUCUCACGGUUGGAUUUCAGUCUUCCAAACAACAUAGAGGUUCUCUUACUGGCAGAAAACAAUAUUACAAGAUUCUUCAAUAAUCCGCCGUCUAAUGUCAAGACCUUCACUCUAUCUCGAAAUCCGUGGAGGUGUGAUUGUAAUACUCUGCCGUUUAGAAAGUGGAUCAUUGCACAAAAUUCUACGACACAAUACACGCGUACACCAAGCACUGUUAAACCUGAGAAAGUACCGGUGAACAGAGAGAGGAUGAUUCUAAUAAUAACAGUGAUCUUCAUUUUGCUGUGUUUCCGAUAUCGAUAUCAUGUAAGAGUGUGGCUCUAUUCAAGAGGAUUGAAAUGUUUGAAAAAAAGAGGCGAAAGAGAUGUUGGAAAACUGUUUGAUGCUUAUAUUUCUUUGUCCGAUGUAGACGCCUCAGAGGUUCGAAAACACUUUCUACCAGUACUGGAACUGAAGCACCCGUUCUAUAAAUUAUUUGUACCCCAGAGAGAUAUUAAAACUGGAAAUUUUGAAAUAAACAAUCUGAUGAGACGAAUGGUGGAUUGCAAAUGUACAGUCGUUUUGCUCACUAAGGACUACUUGGAAAACGAAUUUUGCACGGGGAUAUUUAGAAUGGCAUUUGCGAAUUCAUUGGAGGAUAAAUUGCAUCAGAUCAUCCUUGUGAAGUUUGGACCCCUUCCACCCCUGAAAGAGAUGGACCAGAGUCUGAAGACAGUGAUGGAAUCAUCGAGAUGUCUCAAGUUCGGAGAUAAGUUAUUCUGGGAUAUGCUUCGAUACGAAAUGUCUGAAAAACGUCCUGAUACUGCCAUUGAUUACGAACUGCAAGAAGAUAGCUCUGAUGAUGUUCCUUUAAUACAAGAGUUCUGAGUACAUAUUAUAUCUAGAAAUAAAGUGUACAUAUAUUUUAAUUUUGAUUUCCUACAACCAAAACAAAUGUCCAAGAAUCUGUAAAAAUUUAAAUUUGUUUAUUUUAUUUCAAGAAAACAUCGUAACAUAGUGUCAGUAAAAAUUAGGCUUCAACACUUAAUGCAUUCUGAGUUUUUGUAUGUGACUUUUCCGACCCAGUUAUGAAUUUAAAUAUAGUUAUAGUUUAAAUUUAUUCAUUGACUUUAUUCAUAAUGAUUAUUUAUUUCAUUCAACUUUUAAAAAAACUGUAUUCUUCCAUUAUUUUCAUUAAUAUAUGAAAGAAGCAUAAAAAUAAUAUAAAUAAAUUUUCAGCGUGAUAUAAUGUAUUGUAUGUUGAUCAAAAGAUUGCAGAAACACAUCCAGAAACCAAUAUGUGUUUGUUUAAAUAUGAGUUGUUUUGCUACUUGCAGCACUGAUGAUUUGCCUCUAAUAAAAGAGUU